UCGCUUUCAUUUCGCACGCCGCCACUUCGUCGAAAUAAGCCUAUGCUAUUAUCUCUUGUUGAUGAAAAUCGACAAGAGGAUUCCAUUUAGUGAAUCGGUUCAAAUCCUUACAAAAAGACUCUAUAGCUGUCUUCUUCUCCUGAAGGAUACAUGCUGCAUGGCCAAAUCCACAAUCCUGCCUUCUGAUGUUAUUGUUAUUUUCUUCUUUCUAUAAUAAUUAAUAUAGAUGAAUAAAGAUAGCUGCAGCUAACUGACAACUGACCUUCCUCCCUUUGUUGUCUCUAUCUCAACCAACUCCGAUCACUCAUUCACGCUUGAGUUCAUCUGUGAUUUGAGAGUCCCCCUGUGUCAACCCAAUAAAACCCAUCACCUUCCUCAACCCAUUCACUCACUUCCAUGUACAAGAACCAGCAUUGACCCUUUUCACUCUCUCUCUUUCAAGACUCUACACACACAAAUUCAUUCAUGGGGAAUGCAACUUCCUGUGCUCCAUCCAUCCUCAUAAGUGGGUCAUCGGUGGCGAAAGUUUUGUCCUCUGAUGGCAGAAUACAAAUCUACACGAGGCACGUCAGAGCGGCCGAGCUCAUGCUUGAGAACCCGGGCCAAUUCCUCUGCAACUCCUCCACCCUACGGGUUGGCCACCGGAUCCACGGCCUCUCGGCCGACGAGGAGCUCGAGCUUCGCCGCUUCUACUUCCUCCUCCCCAUGGAGCUCCUCUACUCUGUCCUCACCUAUGAAGAGAUGAGUGCCCUCACCUACAGAGCCUCCAAGGCUCUCAAGCAUGGGAGCUUCAACAACCUGAGCAAGAUCUUCCCCGCGUUCAGUGAAUUCUGCAUCUUCCCGUCUGAGGCUAAGAAUAUGGAGGGUUCAGAUAGAGAUGAUGUUGUUGAACCAAUUGAGAGGUACUCAAAGCAGAGGUCUUGGAGGCCAGCUCUGGAGACCAUCGUUGAGACUCCAUGUAGGCUAUGAUAUGAUCAAUUAGCUCAAGUUUUCUUACUCUUUUUUGUUUUUUUUUUUUUGUUGGGGGGGGGC
Messenger RNA from Syzygium oleosum, 1032 nucleotides. RefSeq lists its product as uncharacterized. NCBI's taxonomy places the organism in Eukaryota, Viridiplantae, Streptophyta, Magnoliopsida, Myrtales, Myrtaceae. The transcript has a single exon. The coding region runs from base 466 to 969 and encodes 167 amino acids. The record is from RefSeq and is a predicted model, not a curated record.